CCGAUCCGAUCUGGACGCGCAUGGCCGGCUGCGCAGAUUGAGUCUUGCCAAACAUGGCGACGAGCACAGUCGUGGGAACGUAUUGCCGGCAAGAAAAGCGUGCACGCAUCGGUGGGAUCGCCGUCGACCCUACCUGGAGAGAUCGGGCGGACCUGACGGCCGGGCCGGCAGGCCUGAUCGCCGAGCGCGUCCUAGCGAACGACGUCGCGGACUACCUCCGCUUCCGUGCGGUGUGCGGUGUGCCGCACCUGGCGGCGAUCCUCCACGUCCCUGCAUGCCCACGGCAGCCUGGACCGCCGGUUCCACCCCGGCAGUGGAUCAUGCUCCCACAGACCUUGGGCACCGUCCGAAGCGCCGCGACUUCCUGAACGUCUCGACCGGAGAGCGUAUUCAGGUGGACCUCCCGGAACUCUGCUAUCAGUACGUGUUCGGGGCCACCUCCGAUGGCGGCCUCAUCGUGCUAUGCGACAAGCGCACCUUCG
Messenger RNA from Triticum aestivum (bread wheat), 482 nucleotides. RefSeq lists its product as uncharacterized. NCBI's taxonomy places the organism in Eukaryota, Viridiplantae, Streptophyta, Magnoliopsida, Poales, Poaceae. Bases 54 to 368 code for a protein of 104 amino acids. The record is from RefSeq and is a predicted model, not a curated record. The transcript has 2 exons.